AUUUGGCCCCGAUGGCGCCGCACCGCGCCAGAGGCGAGUCGGGGGACGCGCGAGUGUCGCGGCGUGGCUGGGGGCGCCGUUCCGCGGUCGCUUUUGUGGCCCCGUUUCUGGGGGAUUUUGCUGCGGUGAGGUUUGCGGUUGGCGGACACGCGCAAUGAUCGUUAGAGUUCGCCGAACCGAUCCCCUCUCAGUAUGUUCGGGUGCACCAUGUUCCGUGUUUCACAGUGCGGACUGAGGACUGCACAAAGCGCAAUGUACCUGCGCCAUUACUGUGGAGAGGAACUACGAACAGUUCUGUCAAAGUAUACCCGUUUUUCUCGCUUUAGGACGACUUUAAAUGCAGAAUAACGUAACGGAAUUGACGCACAGAUUACUACGAGCCCUCGACACUAAUUACAAUGUCAUUGACAUGCCUGCAGUCAUCGAAAUCGUCUCGCUCCUCGAAAAAGUCACAAUUACCAAAGAACUGCUCGAGACCACCCGACUGGGCAAGCACGUGAACGAGCUGCGCCGCAAGACCGACAACGACUCGCUGUCGAAGCGCGCCAAGGAGCUGGUGAAGAAAUGGCGCAAUAUGGUGCUGCCCGACUCCAACGGCCAGCUGAAGCCCCUCGAGAAGCGCCCCCUCAACCGGUCCCCCUCCCCCAAGCGGCCCAAGCUGAACGGCCAAACGGCCGAACUCGAACUGUCCGAUAACUCGAAUUCGAGUUUCAAAGAUGUGAUAAGUACGAAAUUGAAGCGUGAUGUGAUCCUCAUUAAUUCCGACUCGAAUUCGAGUCAGCAAGAACCACAACUCGAGCAACAACAACCCAAGAAGCGCGGACGCAAAAAAGGCUCCAAAAACCACAAGAAUCUUCUCGAUGAGGCUGAGACGUCGUUCACGAAUAAGUUGGCCGUGUCGAGGGGCAACUCCAAGGUGAAGACCACGCAAGAGUUGAUUGCGGGGCUCCAGAAUAAGAAUAACACGGUCUUGGGGGCGUCGCCUGUUAAACCGAAGGAAGAUCUGAGUUUGCGUGCAGCUAAGUUAACGGAGAGGGUGUCAAUAAUUGACCAGAAGCUUAAUACAAAUGCUAACCGGUUCAAGAAUUCGAGGAAAAUUAACUUGGGGGGCAAGAAUGUGAUCGAGUCGGGGUCGGUGAUUAAUGACAAGUCGCUGAUACCGCCUGAAGAGGAGGUUAUUGUUGUGGACGAUGUCGAGCCGACGGUUGAAGACAAGCCGCCGGAGACGCCGCCCCCUGAGCCCCCCGAAGAGGCCAAAAUCACGUCGUUGAGUGUCGAGGAGGCGCUAGCGCAGCUGCCACCGCUUGUCGUCGACGAGGAGGAGGAGCCCCAGCCUGUGUGCACCUGUAUUCUGAAGGAGCACAAGGAUUUUUCCGUUGAUGAUACGGAAGAGUUGGGGCAACCGUUUGAGUUUGUUGAGGAUGAGGAGUGCGCAGCCAGGUUACACUUUGAGGGUAGGAAAAAAACUGAAGAGGUUACUCCAGAGGAGCUACAUAGCAAGUUUAUUGAUAAUGUGAAUGGGAAUUGGGGGGUUGGAGUGGCCAAAAUGGGGCCUGAAGUUGACGAUAGAGGUCUCUUUGUGAACGUAGUGCCUAAUGUAAAUACGGAGAGUAUACCGAAGGAUGUCAAAGCGGACUUUGAUUGUGAGAAUUAUAAGAAAUAUAGCAUUUCAGAGAGUGACAGGACAGGUGAUAGAGUGUUUCGGGAGUGGCACGAGGUCGUCGAGACACCUUCCUACAACGGCGAAAUUUUCAAAAUUUUGCCUUACGUUAUUAUAGAUUAAAAUACUAGUCUUGUAUUAAUUACACCUAAGAAUUAAGUUUUUUUUCCACUGAAAGACGAGGUGUCAUAUUAUUUUAUUUGAGACCUAGAAACUGAACGUCGGGGUCGCUUUUUUUAAUUAUUAUUGCACACCGCUUUUAUAAUUGUGUAUAUUUUAUUAGCUAGGCAAUGUUUUCAAAGUGUUACGAGCUAUGGUUAUAUAUUUAAAAAAAUGUCAAUUCACACAUUGGCUAUUGUUAAUUUAUUAAUUUGUUGUUUCAAUUCGCAUUAAUUAGUUAUGAGUUUGCCAAACGGGGCGCAUUUCUUCCGUUUUGUUGUCAGGUAAUUAAUUAAUUUUUCAGUUUAUUGUACAUAAAUUUAGGUUGUUCCACCCCUUUAUCAAAAUAGUUAUUGUACAAACAGUUAAUUUCUCUAGUUGGAAAAUAUCAGUACAUGAUAUUAAUUGCCUUUUACGAAAAAUAAACAUAUUUUCUAUAAAUUUGA
Molecule: messenger RNA, 2265 nt
Organism: Tribolium castaneum (red flour beetle)
Lineage: Eukaryota; Metazoa; Arthropoda; Insecta; Coleoptera; Tenebrionidae
Gene: MED26
Product: Mediator complex subunit 26
Exons: 3
Coding region: 338-1783 (481 amino acids)
Biological process (GO): regulation of transcription by RNA polymerase II; positive regulation of gene expression
Cellular component (GO): core mediator complex; mediator complex; nucleus
Molecular function (GO): transcription coregulator activity
Source: RefSeq, a predicted model, not a curated record